Messenger RNA from Cygnus atratus (black swan), 3995 nucleotides. RefSeq names its product DNA replication fork stabilization factor DONSON (gene DONSON). Gene Ontology annotation, cellular component: nucleus. Lineage: Eukaryota; Metazoa; Chordata; Aves; Anseriformes; Anatidae. The record is from RefSeq and is a predicted model, not a curated record. The transcript is spliced from 10 exons. Gene Ontology annotation, biological process: nuclear DNA replication. The coding region runs from base 28 to 1707 and encodes 559 amino acids.
AGCCGCGACAGCGGCUCCCGCCGGGCCAUGGACGACUCCGCCGUGCCCGGCUACUCGCCGGGCUUCAAGAAGCCGCCGGCUACGCUGCGGCUGAGGCGCAAACGGCCGCGGAGGAGCGAGCCCCCCGCCGACCCCCAGCCAUGCGGCGCGGCUCCGCGGGUCCCCUCGGCGCCCGCCCGCCGCAACCCCUUCUCCAGCCUCGACAACGCGCCGCGGGGCCGGCAGCCGCAGCGGGAGCCGUGGCCGGCGGGAGGGCCGCCCUCGGCAGCGCCCUUCUGGCAGUUCUUGGAGUCUGUUCACGAAGAUAAGCCCACCAGGAAUGCGGAGCGCUCUGAAGGAACCAACAGCCUCAUGUUAGCCAAUGACCUUCAUUUACCUGCUCUUACACCCGAUGUUCCCACCUCACCAAGGCAUGAAUUUCCUGCAGACUGGAGUAUUAAAACACGACUUCUCUUUAUGUCUUCUCAACCUUUUACCUGGGCAGAGCAUUUAAAAGCGCAAGAGGAAGCUCAAGGAUUUGCUCAACAUUGUAGAGCAGCAGAAACAAACUUGCCACAGAGCGUACAGGAACCAAAACUGUCAACAGAACUGCGUUGUGCCUUUCAGCAAAGUCUCGUUUACUGGCUUCACCCAUCGCUGCCCUGGCUGCAGCUGUUCCCUCGUAUUGGAGCAGACAGGAAAAUAGCUGGAAAGGCCUGUCCGUGGUCACAGGAUGAUGCCUUGCAGCAAGCGCUAAUGAGCGAAUGGUCUGUCAGCUUUACCUCUCUGUACAACCUGCUCAAAGCCAAGCUAUGUCCCUACUUCUAUGUAUGCACCUACCAGUUCACCGUCCUGUUCCGUGCAGCUGGUCUUGCAGGAAGUGAUGUUAUCACAGCCAUGAUUUCUCCCACGACCAGAGGUUUAAGGGAAGCUAUGAGAAAUGAAGGCAUAGAGUUUUCCUUACCUUUGGUAGAAGAAAGUAGAACCAGAAAACAGAAAAACUCUGAAGUGAAUUUGGAAGCAGAAGCUGCUAAAAGCCCUGAAGUGUGCAAAAGCCCUGAGGACGGAGAGGAACCUGCUACAAGUGAUGAUGAUGAUGAUGAAAGUUUCUCUUGGCUUGAGGAGAUGGGAGUCCAAGAUAAGGUUAAAAAACCAGAUGCUACCUCUAUUAAACUUCAGAAGGAGAAGCAUGAAGUGCAGAUGGAUCACAAACCUGAAUCCCUCGCAUUGGUGAAAGGAACAAACACGUUCACUUUACUGAACUUCCUGAUAAACUGCAAGAGUCUAGUGGCUAUUGCAGGUCCACAGGCAGGGCUUCCACCAACUUUGUUGUCCCCCAUUGCUUUCCGAGGUGGAACAAUGCAAACACUCAAAGCUCGAAGCAUAAAUGCAAAAGCCAGGGUUCACCUGGCAUAUGAAGACGUCUUCAGCUUGGAGAUUAUCGGCCCUGUCAUGCCCCACUCCCUCCAUUCAUUGACCAUGCUGCUGAAAGCCGCGCAGAGGGGAGCAUUCUCUGCAGUACUCUACAGCCAUGAGCCAACAGCUGUGUUUAACACUAGUCUUGAUAAUGCAAGCACUGCCUUAAAUAAGGAAACCGUAUGCAAAGACCUUCCUAAGUGUGGACUGCAUUCUAAAACUUUGGAUCAGCUGAGUCAACUGCCAACGCUGGGAAAAUCUUCCAUCCGAUUUCUAGAACUGAAGGAUUACGCAUACACCUGGAAGUCCUAGGUAUACGUUACUGCAGGUUCAUGGAUCAGAAAGCUCUCUAGGGUGCAGCUGCUGUAUUUCGUUCAGGUCUACACAGGCAGCACCUAUGCGGUACUAGGAGGGACAUAACCUAGGUGAACAUCACAGACAAUAUUGCACAUCACCCAUCAUAAAACGCUUGGAAGGACUUUCAAAGGAAAUUAAGGAAAAGGCUUUGGACAUCUCCUUCUGUAUUUUAGAAAGCUUUUUUUAAAAUAAAAUUUUAUAAAACAGUUUUCUUGUGUGCUCUGAAUUCAGGCUGGAAGGCCUGUUCUCUUCAUGUGCACGUACAUUCUAUUCUGAAACACAGAAUUUCUGCGGCUGCUCUGUGCAGUAACCUGUAACCCACUCCUGAGGGGUGGAAUUCUCAACAUACGCCUUCCUUCUGAGACUGCUUAAAGCACCUUGCCAGGAGCAUGAUAGCUAAACGUCAGUAUGUUGCACCUCUUGGUUUAAGAGUAACCUCAGGACUCCAGAAGACAAAAGUCAAAUGGACACAGACACAGAGUUCCAGCUGCGUCUGAAUCAGAUUAAAAGGCUAGGACUGCUGGCAAAACCAUCCCAUAUUCCCUUAUCUACUUAUGUUGAAAUGAGACGUUUUUAACAGGCAGUUUGUAUAACGUAACAUGAAUCAGACUGAGUUGGAGCAACGCAACGCAGUUACGCCGCCUGAUCGAAGCAGAGAAAAUGAGCGGCAGCAGGAUGCCGCUGUGACUGUUCAGAGCACCAGCACGAGUCAAUUGCCUGGGUUUAAUGCAGUGUUACACUGAGGUGCAGUCAAAGCUGGUAUUCUGGACAUGUGUAAAAUGCCAUUUAUCACACAGGUAUCAGGUGAGCAGAUUGCUGCAGCAACAAGUACUAAAUCUGAAGAGCGGUAUAUGUAGAAUACUGUCAUGCUUGUACACUCAAAGCAAGAUUUCUAAUUCUACUGGUAUUUUGCACAGAAAAAGCAAUGCUUGUGGUCAUGCUACUCUCAUCUUUAUCACAGUGGAGUCCUGUUCACCUCAAUGUCACGGUUCUGAAGCAGUGACAUUAGACUUGGGGAAAGCUGGGUCUGUCAACAAAUGGCUGCAAAGUGAGGUGUGAUGAAACCUUGCCCUCCCCCAAGUUAUUUUGUACCUACACCACUUGACUACCCAGAGUACAGCAUGUAUACAAUUAACACACUUGAAUAGUUUAUGUUUACAUUGUUAUUUCACAGUAACUACCAUGACACUGACAGUCUAAUGGACAAGACAUUUGGAAACCUAGAUAAAGCUGAAUACAAGUCCCUAUCUUAUGACAGAAAAGGGCAGCUUAGAAUUUUAAAUGACAACACUAAAAAAAUACUCUAUUUUUGGUGGGGCCCAUGUAGCACAAUCUGAUUUAGGGAAAAAUGCGAAGACUAGUCAAAGUAAAUUACUGAGUCAUACCAAAUACCACUAGUGAAAAAUUUAGUGUUCAUAGCAUCACAGGGAAUACCAGGAGACGGUGUUUCUGAAGUUGCUGGUGUGUUAACGUGACUGCAAGUGACAGUGUUAAGCUAAACACAGUUACUCCAAUACCUUUUUAAUCUUGCUCGUCUGCCUCCAUCAGCAUUAGCUCUGCUCUAGGGCUUUGCAGUCUGCUGUAAACACAUUUUUUUAGCCCAACGCCACAAUCAUCAACAGCAGUUUGUGUAUAAAACAAGUUACUGAACAUAAUACAGUAAAACCAUUCUGUGGCUGCCUUUACAGGAAAACACUUGUAAUUACUCAAGCCGAUAACAAUUUUGGUAUGUGAACUUCAGAUUGUCUGUUUCUAGGAAUGCUACAAUUAUUGGUAAUUUCAGUUUGUAUUUUCACAUCCAGCAUGUCAGACUUCUGGAGAUAAACUAACAGCAAUUAAUAGCUGGCAGUUAUUAAAUUGUACUCAUUCCAGUAUGAAUUUAGCUUUGUUAAAUAACAAUUACGUUCUAGGCUAGCAGAGUGAUGUCAAAACAUUUACCAGCAAAUUCUUUAUCGUUUGCUUUGCACCAUUACCUGCAGCUGUGGCUCCUCCUGUACUAUAAACUACAUUGGUUGUAAGUCAUAGCUUUGCCUCUGAUUUCAGAAGCAUACUGUCGUUGCUUUCAACUCUGUGGUUAAGUGUGCUGGCCUUGAGGUGUGCUCGGCUCCCAUUAAUUUUUCCUGUAAGAGCUACAGCAUUACACUACCCAGUCUGCUGUUCUUCCAAUUUAAGUAUGUAUUUUCAGUACAUACUGGCAUAUUCCAACACUAACAGAGUCGUUUUUUUAUUAUUUUUUAACCUGU